AUCAAUUCCUAACUGUUCCAGGUCUUGUUAAUUUCAAAGGAACCUGCCCUAUGUGACAAGAUGCACUGUUUAAAACAUCAGCUGGAAUUGUUUCCUGACUGCCUGGUUACUCUUACCCUAUUUAAUGAUGUGAAGAAUGCUGCCCUUCUAAGAAAAAAAGCCAUGGAAGGUGCUAUCGAUGGAGCAUUAAUUAAGGCCGAAAUGAUUCUUGAUCCAUUUCAAAUCCUCGUGGCAACCAAUAAAGCUGUUCAUCUUCACAGGACUGGUAAAAUGAAGACGAGAACUCUUAAUGCAGAAAUAAUAUUUAACCUUUCACCUAACAAUAAUAUUUCAGAUGCCUUGAGAACGUUUGGGAUUUCAGACAGUGACUCUGCAGUAAUCAUUGUUCUGGUGGAAGACCAAGAGAAAAGGGUGAAUCUGGAAAAUGUAAUAAGUCAAGUGGAUGGCCAGCAAAUUCCUUUGGCAGAUCUCCCCCAGAUAACAGAUGUAUCAAAAGUCAAAAAGAUAUACAAGCUCACACCACUGGAAGAAAAAACAGGAACACUGCUGGGUGGCGUCAUUUGUAGAAUGGCAACAAAAGAUGUUGCAUGAACAUUAUAAUUGCAUCAAAAUAACUGUGGCCUAUUGCUGAAAUGGUCAUUUAAUUUAAUUGUUUUGCAUUUGCCUAAUUGUUUUGUAUUCAGCUUGUAUACAUAUGGCAGUGAUACAGCGCUGUGGGUUGUAUUUUAUUUUAGUUAGAAGCAGAAGCGGACAGAAAUCAAUUGUAGGAACAUGGAAAUAAUGCUGUUAGGCCUUGUGAUUUUUUUUAAAAAAAUAAAACAUUUCAAUAUC
Messenger RNA from Heteronotia binoei (common prickly gecko), 831 nucleotides. It is a transcript of the gene TPRKB, whose product is annotated as TP53RK binding protein. Lineage: Eukaryota; Metazoa; Chordata; Lepidosauria; Squamata; Gekkonidae. The transcript has 4 exons. Gene Ontology annotation, biological process: telomere maintenance via recombination; tRNA threonylcarbamoyladenosine modification. The record is from RefSeq and is a predicted model, not a curated record. Bases 61 to 591 code for a protein of 176 amino acids. Gene Ontology annotation, cellular component: nucleus; EKC/KEOPS complex; cytosol.